Temnothorax curvispinosus is the source of this 6043-nucleotide messenger RNA. RefSeq names its product synaptic vesicle glycoprotein 2B-like. Lineage: Eukaryota; Metazoa; Arthropoda; Insecta; Hymenoptera; Formicidae. The transcript has 12 exons. The coding region runs from base 935 to 2953 and encodes 672 amino acids. The record is from RefSeq and is a predicted model, not a curated record. Gene Ontology annotation, biological process: transmembrane transport. Gene Ontology annotation, molecular function: transmembrane transporter activity. Gene Ontology annotation, cellular component: membrane.
AUAAUUCCAUAUUUAUAUAUGCAGAACUAUAUGCAUAGACAUAUAUAGGCAAUGUUCCAAUAUACUCCAAAUAUAUUAAAACAAGAAAUACAAAACAUCAUUUACUUGUUCUCAACAGACAUAUAUAAAACAUUUUUCCUCAUCAAAUAAAAAUUUCGAGAGUAUUGGUUUUUGACAUUUUCAACGGUGUAUGAAAUAUUAUAUAUAUUUACAGAGUACUUUGCUCAGAGUCAUUCAGGAGGCCUCUACGAGUUUAGGGACCAUCUCGCUAGUACGUAUAUCGAGCUAAUGAUUCGCAGGGGGAACUCUGAUCGGGGAGAAGGCGCUACCGACGACUCGUGUCGGGCCGUGCGUCGGGCGUCGCGACGCAAAUCGAUACGCGGCGCAGGCGGCGUGUCGACGGUCGACGGCAGUGUUGUUUCCCUCGUACUGCGAAAAUGUUACCGGGUCGUUCGUUUUUCACGGGCUGCCGCCGGGAGCGACUGGUACGGCCGCCAUGCCCGCGGCGCGCUAUCGCGGCGAGGGGAUAGGGAUCGCGCGAGAUAAACCCCGCGCUUCCGAUAACAAACGUAUCGCGGAUCUUUUUCAUUCGGAAAGGCGCGUCGGAACCGAUCACCGCGUUCCGUGCGGCGCCGCCUCCCGCUCCGCCGAGAAUCGAUCCCCCGACCCCCAACGGCCCCAACGAAAGGACACGGCGCGCGAAACGCGACAGGACGCGAGCUCGACGUUGGUGGUCCUGGUGUGCGCCGCAUCCUCUGACAAAGAGGAACGUUAAGUCGCGAGGAAGAUUCCGUUAUACACAUCUAUAUCUAUACACAUAAUUAUAACAAGGAGAUACGCGUCCCAAUGUGAGGGUGAUGCUCGCAGCUCGCAGAAGUUUUAACAUGGAAUUAAAGAUCGUGGCGGUCGUUCAUUGAGAUGAUUUCUGGCAGUGAUGCCCUCAUCGGAGGAGGAAAGCCAGUGGCUCGUUGGCAGCGGGGGCGGCCUCGCACCCUCCGGCGGCAGCGCGACGAAAACGGGCGCCGGAGAGCGCGCCGCGAACACUAGGUCCGGUCUCUACACCGAGGAGAUGACGACGCAGCCGGCGAACGUUUCUACGGCCGGCGUCAACUCGGCCUCGGCCGACUCCGCGGAGCACGACCUCAUCGACUCCACCGCGGACGCGACCCUCCUGGCGCAGUUUCACGAGGACGCCAUCAAGCAGGCUGGCGUUGGGUAUUUCCAAAUAUUCGCUGCUUUCUGCACGGGCUUGAGUCUGGCAGCCGAUACCGUCGAAAUUUUUGUUGUACCUUAUAUACUGCCGAGCGCAGAGGUUGAGCUUUGCAUCAAGGACAGCGAGAAGGGAUGGCUCGGAAACAUUACUCUUGUCGGCCUCGCCCUGGGUGGAUUAUUCUGGGGUGGUCUUGGCGAUAGACUAGGACGACGCAGGUCCCUGCUCUCAGCCAUGUCCGUGCACGCUCUGUUCAGCGGUGUUGCGACAUUCAUGCCCACUUAUGGCACUUUUAUGACAGCUAGGUUUUGCUCAGCUCUCGGAGUAGGAGGAGCUCUACCACUGGCAUUCGUAUAUCUCGCCGAAUGCUGCCCACGUUUAAGCAGAGGUCGCUGGACAGGUAUACUCGUGGUAGCGUGUGCACUUGGUGGUGUUUACGCAGCGCUCUUGGCUUGGGCAGUGGUACCCACGACGGGAGAAAUGGUUGUCCUGGAGAAUAAGGAACACUUCAGCGCUUGGCAUCGUUUCUUGUUGUUAUGUUGUCUGCCGGCGUUGUGCUCCACUAUCGGACUUAUCUUUCUACCGGAAAGCCCAAGGUAUCUUAUAGAGGCCGGUCGAGAUGUGGAGGCAAUGAUGGUCUAUCAGAGGAUAUAUAAGAAAAAUAACGCCCGAAAAGGUGCAACAGGUGCUCAAUAUCAGCUCUCUGAACUUGAACUUCCGACUAAAAGACCUCGCGGCUUGGCGCCGCCAUCUCCUAGCAAUCAUACUAGUGUUUUGGCGGACAUAAUAUAUUCGAUCGAAAUGUUCUGGAAUUCUUUCCUGGAAUUAUUUGUAACGCCUCAUUUACGUGUGACUUUGGUACUGUUAAUUAUCUGGACCGCUGCUUCAUUCAGUCUUUAUGGUCUUAUGGUAUGGUGUCCCGAAUAUCUGAAACUUUUGCGAGCGAGGGAAUAUGAAAGUCAUACUAAACUCAUUGUUGAUGAAACAUACAAUGGUACAACGUUUACUGGUUCUUGGGAAAAUCGUCAGUACAAAGACUCGACAUUUUUGAACUGCAGAUUUACUAAAAUGGUAUUCAGCCAUGUCGAUUUUGACAAUUGUACCUUCCAAUCGGUGGAGUUCAGUAGCAUUAAGUCUAGCAAAACCUACUUUAGAGACAGUGUUAUUGUACAUUCCAAAUUUAUUGACACAGAUUUAUCUGCACAAGUUUUCACCAGAUGUAAAUUGGAGAAUAACACGGAGCUGAGUUUAAGCGGGUCUUGCCCGACUCUCGAUCUCGAUUAUAACAUUUAUAUCGAAGAAGCGUUGCAUGCUCACCUCGUUGCUCAAUUGGCUUUCGUGCCUGCUGCCGCGCUGACAGGAUUGGCACUUACCGUUCUCCAGCGGCCAAAACUAAUUGGUCUCUCGCUUUUCCUCUCUUCCGUUGCUGCGUUAUGUCUGAUAUUAUUUCGCCAAAACAGUUCGGCAAUUCUUGGUUUUGAAGGUGGCUUCACAGCCCUUUUCGCCAUUGGGUGGACAUCGUUAACUUUGGUGACAGUCGAGAGCUUCCCCACACACUUAAGAUGUACCGGUUUUGGACUCAUAGCAGCAGCCAUAAGAAUAUCAGGUCUGAUAGGAACCACGACAUAUCAGACAUUAGUGGGUAUGCCUUUAAUCGCGCCCGCACUAUUGACUGCGCUGGCACUAUUGAUCGCUAGCGUUAUAACUUUUAAAUUGCCUCAUACUCACACUGUCUUCUUGUAAACUUUUCCAUCGGUAGAAAAGAAUAUCAACAACGCAUAUCUAAAGCUAAAAAUUCGUUGUUGCAUACGAAACAAUCUUAUACAGUACUUUGUCAUCUGAUGAGUGAAUUCUGGAAAGAAUAAUCUCGAAUGCGUCAGAGACAUGGUGGAGGCAUGCUAUUCUUUAUUCUUAGGAUUUAUUCGGAAAAAAAAACAAAAAAAAAACCGAUGUUCAAGACAUGUCAAUAAUUUAUUGAUCAAAAGAAGAAAAUUUUUUAGAAUGAGACUGUACAAAGGGACAUAUCCUAAGUAAUAAUGAAGCGCUGUUGUCUUUGGAGGCACUUGCAUAUUUGAAGCGCACAGAACGACUCACGGCGACUUUUGUUCUGCUUGCUAACGCAGAAUAACUUGAAGUUGGAUCAAAGCACUCUUGUAUCCUCUUAUUGCUUAUGGAACCUCAUCGAGUAUCGCCACAUGCGAACGGUGCUAAUAUUCGAUAGGAAUAAAAUGGAAAGAGAAGAGAUUUCAAGAUCGGCUGACACACACGGAUGUUUUCGUGCGCAAAAUAAUCACUCUGAAACUAACUAAUAAUCACUCUGCUAUUUUAUUUUUGACUAUAUAUAAACCGUUAUGCAAGUAUAUUGAGCAAAGGACACACGCAUAUGUGCAACUAUUUUAAUAAGGCUUAUGCCAUGAAAAGUGUCAAUUUUAAUAGAGGAGGCACAGCCAUCCGUAAUAAUAUAUAUAUAUAUAUUCUAAGAUAUAUCGGCAAAGCAGUUUGAUAUCUCAAUUAUUAAUAUUAUCGUAACGCUUAUAGAAUACAUAGCUGUUCUUACUUUCGAUUUAUAGAUUGAAUAAUAUCCAUGCAUGAUGUGGAACUUGGAUAUAUUCCGAUAUAGUGAAGGAUUUGCGGAAGGUACCUAUAUUCGCUCAGAUUUAAUCACGCAAGACUUUACAUGAUAUCUACAGAUACAGACCGAUUAUGAUGAUACAAUAAAUCAUUUUAUAUGUUUCUGUGCGAGAAGAGAAAUGAUCACUUCACUCAUGCGUAAGAAACAUUUCUAUGAAGGAAAAGUAAUGAAGCAAUCGUAAAUUCAGUACUUCCGCUUUUUACCGAUUUAUUAGCAUGCAUUAGAAAUACUAACUAGACGCUAGAAUGCCGCUAAUUCGAUAAAUGGGAAAGAAAGAGAAACAGGGACAUGAUUCACGUAAUGUAAACGCUGCCGUAUGAAAUCUCAUAUCCUAGACGAAGACUUUUGAACGAGAAAAAAGAUGGAGAUCAGCUUCAUAGCGCAAAAGCCCAAGAGAUUAUCAUCUUCAACGUUAAUCGUUUUCAAGCUUAUGAUACGAUCAAUUAUAUAAAAUAUAUAUAAUAUAUAUAUAUGAAUGUGUGUGUCUGACUCUCUAGUGAUAUGUAUAUUAAAACGUAGAACGUUAUUUUCUACAAGAAUCAGGAUCACACGUCUUAACGUAAAUAUAUAUAAUAAUAUAUACAAAAUGUAAUAUCUGUGUAAUUCACUCGGAGAAACUUUGCUAAAGUUUUAUCGUCGCUGACGACAGACAAUGGAUGACACUAGCAAGCUGGAAAGAAUGUGAAGAAGAGUUUCUCUUGAAAAAGAGAGGAAACUUAUUUCUAGGCAAUAAAAGGAUUUAAGAAAGAUUGGCGAUAACGUCUCGCCUACCAGAAAAUACACACGUACACGUCGUGGAAUCUCCGAGGAGUUCAUCAAGAUGAGGAGGAUGUCGGCAGAUUUAAUAGGAUAAAUGUUUACGUCCUAUCACGGUUAGUGAGUUUUUUUCAUAUCAGACUGUUGACGAUCGAUAUAUAUGUACACAAGAGAUUAAUAUCCGAGGGACGAGGUUUACGAACGUCUCGUUGGAGAAAUAGAAAGAGAUCAUUGCGAUGACCAACACACGGGCAACACAUAAACGUCAUUACACAUUCCAGUGAUUGUCCUAAGGAUGAUUUCGUCUUCUUCAAUGAAAAUUCUGACGAAAAUCGUUCGUUUGUGCUUAGGGAAAUCGCAAUUCGUCGUAAACUUGGACGUGGAGCGAGUUGUAUCGGUGCCGCAAUUGCGACUGCAUCAAUUUUUGUGAUAUCGAGUCACGAGGAUUACAAUAUGAGCAAGAGAUUUCCAUUGGACCACGAAAUUUAAGCAUGCCUACAAAACUCAUCGUCGGGACCAUGCGACGUUCUUGUUAGCUUCUUUUCACAUUGGAAAUUAGCCAAAGUAUAAUAAUGUUGAGUGUCAAUACCGAUGCCGGCACACAUACAGCUCCACGUAAUUGAUUCUGCUACAACAUUCAAGUCUAUCACCGCACCCGUAGAUAUAUAUGUAUAAUAUACUAUACAUUUUACUUGACAUAUCACAUUUUUUGAGCAAGCAAGAUCUAGAUUUGUAGGCCUUAGUCGGACUAUUGACUAGAACACACGUAGGAAAAAAAAAAAAAAAAAAAAAAAUUAAAUAAAGGUCUCGUGUGUGAGAUGAUUCUCGAGUAAAGUAGACUGAUCGAGUUGGAGGAUCUGCCGAGGCACUAUUUUCCUAUCUUACGUUUCUUUAGCGAGUUAGGUUUAGCCGAUAUAUAGCGUAUGUACAUUUUUGUUUUACACAACGAGAUUAUCAACUGAUUAAGUGAUAAAGAGGAGAUGCAAUACUCGUACAAUCUGGUCAAACGUGCAUUUUACUAAUACUAAAUAUAAUUACUCGCGACUAAUAUUAAAUGUAAUUAUUUAUUGUCAUCACCGAGAAUAUUGUAUACAUAUCACGCUAUUCAGACUGGAAUUAACGAUCAGUUGGUAAUCACUGUGUCACAGAGAGACUGCUUCUCAUUGUUAAAAUUAAAAGGAUUUAAUUAGUUAAGAUCUUUUACAUAGCCGACAUUGUACAAUAUAUCAUUUCUACUUUAGAGUUUACGUUUGGUCACACAUUCGACUGAUCGCGCAUAGUUUUUAAUCCUUACGAUACAGGGGGAUAGAAGCGACACUUCGAGGCGAGAUUUUUACGCGAGAGAGAUUCUAAGGUAUAUACAAGUAAGUGAGAAAUAAUGUCUUUUAAAAACUGUUGUGAAAUUCUUAUAUCUAUCGAAAUUAAUUAAAAUAUUUAUAGAAUAA